Oryza sativa Japonica Group (Japanese rice) is the source of this 1757-nucleotide messenger RNA. Its product is annotated as transcription factor PCF6-like. Gene Ontology annotation, biological process: regulation of secondary shoot formation. Gene Ontology annotation, cellular component: nucleus. The record is from RefSeq and is a predicted model, not a curated record. Gene Ontology annotation, molecular function: DNA-binding transcription factor activity; sequence-specific DNA binding. Lineage: Eukaryota; Viridiplantae; Streptophyta; Magnoliopsida; Poales; Poaceae.
UCGAUCGAUCAGGGAGAGUGAAGUGAGCCGGGGGAGCAACAAGGGAGAGAGCAUAUGGUGGUAAAAGGACAGUGACGCGACAGCGACGACGCUGAUCAUUUAUUCCUCAGUGUAAAUACCCACCACAAAGCUUCACAGGUCGUCUUCCACAUCCUUCUCUCCGACGACGCUACCUAGCUAAGCUGCUGCUCUGUAGCUGGCAGGCUAGGGUUUACGCUAGCUGAUCGGAGCUACCACCAACGCCGGUGGUUGGUAGCUCGGCGGCGGCGGGAUCUUCUUCUUGCUCGGGUUAAUUGGCGAGCUAUAUAUAUAUCUAGCUCAUCGGCGGGAAGGGGAAAUCUCGGCUGACUUGAAGGGAUCGGAGGAGGCCAUAUAUAUGCAUGGCUGAGUUCUUCUAGCUAGGUGGAUCGAGGACUGACGAUGGGAGGAUGAGCUCGAGGAGGCGUUGAUAAGGAUGAUACUAGGAAGCAACCAAGCGGCCGCCGCCGCGGCUGCGGCAGCUGCGGCGGAGGAGGAGGCGGCGGAGCUAGCGAGGAAGCACACGGCGGCGGUGGCGACGUCGCGGCAAUGGUCGGCGCAGACGGAGUCGCGGAUCGUGCGCGUGUCGCGGGUGUUCGGCGGCAAGGACCGGCACAGCAAGGUGAAGACGGUGAAGGGGCUGCGCGACCGGCGGGUGCGGCUGUCGGUGCCGACGGCGAUCCAGCUGUACGACCUGCAGGACCGGCUGGGGCUCAACCAGCCCAGCAAGGUGGUGGACUGGCUGCUCAACGCGGCGCGCCACGAGAUCGACAAGCUGCCGCCGCUGCAGUUCCCGCCGCAGGACCACCUCUGCAUGGGACACCACCACCACCUGCCGUCGGCCAUGCCGCUGAUGCACCACCACGGCCACCACCACCACGCCGACGACGAUAAGUACCACGUCGCGGCGGCGGCGGCCGCGCUGGCCGCGGAGAAGGAGGCGGCGGCGGCCGGCGGCGGAGGAGGAGGAGGGGGAGACGACGUCGACGGCGGGGGCGGCGGCGGAGCGGCGCACAUAGUGGGGAGGUUCCCCGCCGGUGGCUACCACCGGUUCAUGGGGCUGAACAACCCGCUGGGGAUGGUCAACAGCGCCGCCGGCGCCGCCAUGCCGUUCCACUACGCCGGUGAGUCAUGGAAUAAUGGCAGCGUGCAAGACAGCGGCGCCGGCUCGCCGCAGGUGGCCGCCGCCGCGGCUCACCACACCUCGCCGUUCCCUUCACUGCUUUCCUUGGCUCCAGGGCCGCAUCAUCAGCUGGUGUUCUACUCCUCCGAGGCCGAGCAGUUCACAGUAGACAACCUUGGCUCGCAGGGCUUGUCCCUGAGCUCGGCGAGAGCUUUCCAUGAUCAGACAGGAAGCUAAGCAAGCUCGAUCUACACAGUACACACACUGGAACAACACUCUUCGAUCGUCGACAAGGUAAGGAUCGAUGAGCUCUACCAAAAGAACAAAUCUAAGCUAGCUAGUGCAAGUGUGUGCAUUGCUUUGAUCUAUGUAUUAAUUUCUUUCAAGGGAACAAUUAAGCUUGUGGGUUAAGAUUUAAGAAGGAAGAUACUGCCAGCUAGCUGGCUGCUAAUUUCUUUUGCUCUGAAACUAGGGCAAGAAAUAUGCAGGGCUUUGCUGCAUAUGCCUGUGUGCAAUACGGAUUUGUUACUUCUUUUUAUAUGCAAAGAAGUAAUUGAUGUAUUGGCUUGUGUAAUAAUUAAUAAGUUCUGAAUUUUGAACCUUUCAGUUCUGCCUA